ACGCGUUUAGUGCAUUUUAUUCUUAUACUGAAUAAACAAUAAAUCUGAACCGUAUUAAAAUAAUAUAAUUAAUAAAGUAGAAAUUAAUUUACACAUGUUUAAUGUGAUAUUGAUUUUGUUGUAUUAAAUUUAGUACUGUUUUUAUAUAUUUUUUAUUUAAAUAUAUAAUAUGCUGAAAAUGAUGAAUAUAUGCACAAGCAAACUAUAAUAACUUAUCAUUCACAGUCUCUCUUUUAGUAGUUACUAUUUUAUGACAUAAAAAAGGGUUUGUUUUUAGUGACUUUUGAAGAUUAUUUGAAUGUUAAUCCUCGAACAAAUAUGUUUCCUCUAUUUCGUAAUUUAAAUCGAACAAAAGUAUCAUUUAUUUGUAAUUUCCAUUCUGCAAAUGUCCAAUGUAUGAAAGAAAAAACAUUUUCUCAGAAAUUAGAAGAUGGUCCUAAUUUGGAACACUUUAUUAAUGGUACAUUUAAAGAAUAUAAUGGAAAAUUAAAGUUAGAGAAAGGAGACACUUCUCGUUUAAGGCUGCCACCAUGGGUUAAAACAGAAAUACCAAUGGGUUCAAAUUACAAUAGAAUAAAGUCACAACUGAGAAAAUUAAAAUUAAGCACAGUAUGCGAAGAAGCACGAUGUCCUAAUAUAGGAGAAUGUUGGGGAGGUGACAAACAUGGUACAGCAACAGCCACUAUCAUGUUAAUGGGCGAUACAUGUACUCGUGGUUGUCGUUUCUGUUCUGUAAAAACCUCUCGUACACCAUUGCCAUUAGAUCCAGAAGAACCAGCGAAUACAGCAAUUGCAAUAACAGAAUGGGGUUUGGAUUAUGUUGUACUUACAUCGGUUGAUAGAGAUGACUUAAGUGACGGUGGAGCAGGUCACAUUGCAAAAACAGUGAAAGAGCUGAAAAAAAGGAGUAACAUUUUAGUAGAAUGUUUGGUACCAGAUUUUAGAGGGAACGAAAACUGUAUCGCAACAAUUGUAGAUUCUAAUCUCGACGUUUUUGCUCAUAACAUUGAAACUGUUGAACGUUUAACACCGUUUGUUAGAGAUAGGCGAGCUCAAUACCGACAGUCAUUGAAAGUAUUGGAAACAGCAAAAAAGCAAAAUCCAGAAUUAAUUACAAAAUCAUCAAUAAUGUUGGGAUUAGGUGAAACGGAUGAAGAAAUCGAACAAACUAUGAAGGACUUAAGAAAUGUUCAUGUGGGUGCUGUAACUCUUGGACAAUACAUGCAACCCACGAAAAAGCAUUUAAAAGUCAUUGAAUAUGUUACACCAGAAAAGUUCAAAAAAUGGGAAAAUGUAGGAAAUGAAAUGGGAUUCUUGUAUACUGCAAGUGGUCCAUUAGUACGAUCAUCUUACAGAGCUGGAGAAUUCUUUUUAACAAACAUUUUAAAAAAACAAAGGAAUAAAAAUAUUAAAAAGCAAUAAAGAUAUAGCUCUGUCGUGAUCAUGACCUAUUUUUAAUCUGUAUCCAUUGCAACUGCAACUUGAGGAUCUUGUGGACCUUCAUCGGAUGGUGGUGGUUGUGGAGGUCUUGAAUCCUGUUCCGCAUCUGGUUCGGUAGGUCUUCCACGUUUGUCGUCUUCAAUUUGAGAUAGAUAGGUAGAGGUCGUAUCCUCGUCAAAUACUGUAAAAUCUGUAUUCUUUCCGACUACGGCAAUGGAGACAUUCUGUAAAAAUAUUUGUUGAUUAAUUAUAAGUAUUCAAAAACAUAAAAAUACUUUAUAUAUUAGAAUUCAGAAAAGACUGAAUUAUUUUACUUUAAUUGAUAAAUCAACUUCAUUAGGCAAUGUAUCUCUUAAAGCACGAAGACCAUGCUUUACAAGUUCAUCAAGAUCACAUGACAUGAAUUCAUUUAAAUGUUUUUCUAAAUAUGUUCUAGCACUUUGAGAACGUGCUCCAAUAGCCAUUGCUUUGCAAUCAAAAUAAUUUGAUGAAGGACAAGUUUGAUAAAUAUGAGGUCCUUGAUCCUGCAAAAUCAUUAACACUGUUUAUUAUUUAUUAUAUUUUAAUGUAUGUUAUAUAUUUAAAUAUAAUAAUUGUUAUAAUAAUUUUUGAUAUAAUAUAAUAAUUUUUGUAAUAACUUACAUCAUAUCCACCUAUUACUAAACCAACACCGUAUGGUCUUCUAUCGUAUCUUUGAGU
This is a messenger RNA of Nomia melanderi (Alkali bee), 2139 nucleotides long. RefSeq names its product lipoyl synthase, mitochondrial (gene Las). Gene Ontology annotation, molecular function: lipoate synthase activity; 4 iron, 4 sulfur cluster binding. Gene Ontology annotation, biological process: lipoate biosynthetic process. The record is from RefSeq and is a predicted model, not a curated record. NCBI's taxonomy places the organism in Eukaryota, Metazoa, Arthropoda, Insecta, Hymenoptera, Halictidae. Gene Ontology annotation, cellular component: mitochondrion.